This is a messenger RNA of Saccostrea echinata, 4605 nucleotides long. RefSeq lists its product as uncharacterized. Lineage: Eukaryota; Metazoa; Mollusca; Bivalvia; Ostreida; Ostreidae. Gene Ontology annotation, cellular component: nuclear RNA-directed RNA polymerase complex. The record is from RefSeq and is a predicted model, not a curated record. Gene Ontology annotation, biological process: siRNA processing. Gene Ontology annotation, molecular function: RNA-directed RNA polymerase activity.
AUGAAGUUGUCGUUCACCCACGCAUCCGAGGCUGCUGUUAAUUUUUUCUCGCCGGCCUGCAAAAUCUAUGGUGGAAGCAUGAUUUCUCCGGUCACUUUUGUGAAUCAUUGGCAUAUAAAAGCAUCAUUAGAAUUCCAACAGGAAAAAAAUCUUUUGAUGAUAACAAAGUCAGAAUUUAGGAUGGAGCUUAAUAUAACAAAAGACUUCAUACACGACUAUGUCACAAUAGAUAUGCAAAACAGUUACACCUUUUUGUACUUUAAUGUGAGAUCUAGCCCUAAAUUAUUCAAGGACAAAUAUUUUCACAAGCUGGAUGAUGAACCAAGACCAGUUCGGAUACCGGCCAGUAAAGCUGGCUUUUCGAAAUUUGGUUAUUUAGAUUGUUUUAGUCUGAAGCUUAGAACUGAUUGUCUGGUAAUGGCUAGGAUAAUUUGGUAUAUACAGUACCGAGGCAUUCAUAUUGUUUACGCACGAAUGAAAGUUGAAAAUCCCAAGGAAGAGAUUAAACCAUAUUUUAGAGAUUUUGAAUUAGAGUACGCCUGGAAAUCGUUGUUUUCUAUGGGAUAUAAAGUUAUGGAUCACAUUACUCGAGAAAUCAUACAUGAACUGUACCAAAGAAAAGUAACAGCACAAGUGCUUUUCAAAAUGAUGGAAAACGUUGCUGAGAAACCCUUCUUCCAUUUUAUUGAACAGGUAAAUGCAGCGAUGAAAAUGAUUGAUCAUGAGAGUCCUGAUAAUGGGGCUGACAAUCUUCAAAAUUAUUCAAUGGUAAGGAGGGUAUUGCUAACACCAACGAAAUUUAUUUUCAUGCCUAAGGAACCAGUAUUUCAAAAUAGAAUUUUUCGCCAAUACAAUGAAGAUUUCUUUGUUAGGCUUGUGUAUAGAGAUGAUAACUUUGAAAAAAUCAGCUCAAUGCAGUCGAGUACACUUAGCGAUGUAUUAGUUGAUAUGAAACGGAUUUUCGUGGACGGUUUCACCAUUUAUGACCGCCAUUACUCGUUUUUAGGCUGUUCCAACAGUCAACUUCGAGAAUAUAGUUUUUGGUUCUUCAGUUCGUAUGGUGGAAUUACAACAGAAUCAAUUAGACAAAACGCUGGUGACCUAUAUAAAGAAAGAUGUGUUGCUUCAUAUGUAUCCCGUUUUGGACUCUGCUUUUCAUCAUCUUUCCACACGUUAAACAUAGGAGAAAAUGCGGAAGAGGUACAUUAUGAGAGUGAUGUCAAAAGAAAUGGAUUUUGCUUUACCGAUGGCAUUGGAAAGAUUUCAACAAAACUCGCUGCCAAGGUUGCCAAGGUAAUGAGACAGAAGGCCGUACCGUCUGCGUUCCAGAUACGCUAUGGUGGAUGUAAAGGUGUGGUCGCACAAGAUCCCUCUUUGGGAACGGAGAGGGAAGUUCUUGUCAUUAGGGAAAGUAUGAAAAAGUUUGAAUCCAGUUCUACAAGUCUGGAAGUCUUACAGGUCUCACGUCCAGGACGACUUCACCUGAAUAGACAAGUUAUAACGUUGUUAUCUGGACUUGGAAUUCCAGAUGAAAUAUUCCAAGAACUCCAAGAGACGAUGAUAUUUGAUUUGGCGGAUAUGUUUCUCCACGACGACAAGGCUCUGUCGAGUUUACAAGAGUUAUCACUAGCAACAGAUUUUAAAAGACUACUUGACAAAAAGGUAAGCAUCGUUCGAGAGCCUUUCUUACGGUCUCUACUUUUAGCAAUAUUUGAACAGAGAGUGGAUGAUCUUAAGAAGAGAUCACGGAUUCAAAUACCAUUGGACAAAGGAAGGUACAUGAUGGGAACUUCAGAUGAAACUCAAUCUCUUAAGUAUGGACAAGUGUUCAUUCAGUAUUCGAAAGAAAUAAACCAGCCCGUAAAAGAUGUUCAGAUUGUUCAAGGGAAAGUAGUGGUCACAAAGAAUCCAUGUUUCCAUCCUGGGGAUCUCCGAGUUUUUGAAGCAGUAUAUAUUCCUGCUCUUAAGCAUAUGGUAGACUGCAUUGUUUUCCCUCAGCUUGGUUCCCGACCUCAUCCCGACGAAAUGUCUGGAUCAGAUCUUGAUGGUGACGAGUAUUUUGUUUGCUGGGAUGAAAGGUUUCACAGAAUUGAAAAUAGAGACCCAAUGGAUUUCCCAAAGGCAGAGAAAAUUUUUUUAGAUUCUGAUGUUCAGCUGACUCAUAUUGUUGAUUUUUUGGCCAAUUACAUAAAAAAUGACAACUUAGGAAUCAUAGCUAAUGCUCACCUAGCUAUGGCAGACAGUGAACAAGAAGGCAUAUUUUCGGUCUCCUGUCUUGAACUGGCACAAAAACAUUCCGAUGCGGUUGAUUUUCCAAAAACUGGGAUAUUUGCACAAAUGGACACAGAUAUUCGUCCUCAAAAAUAUCCAGAUUUUAUGAUGAAAAUUGAUAAAUUGCCAUAUUACUCGCCCAAAGUCCUUGGAAAAUUGUACCGCCAGUGUACGCAAUUACACCAAGUCACCCAAAGAGAGAAUGCUUUUCGAAUAGAUUUCCAAAUUGAUGAUGACUUUGUAUCGUCAUUGACUACCAAGGAAACUGAAGAUGGAAAUUUACAAAGAAAUCUCUAUAAUAACAAAUUGAUAGACAUAAUGAAUGAGUAUGGCCUGAAAACUGAAUCUGGGGCAAUCAGUGGGAUUAUACAAACACUGAGACAUAAAAGGGGAUUUCUGAAAGACGAAAAAUUUCAGAUAGGGAAAAUAGUCCGUGAAAAAGUAUCUAUGCUAUUUAAAAGAACAAGGGCGAUUUUCUUUGAAGAAUUUGGUGGAGAAGAAAUGAAAAAUGAGUCAUUGGAACAAAUGAUUCGAAAGGCCUCAGCAUGGUACACUGUUACAUAUAAAAAUCAGACAAGGUCCAGUCGUCUUCUAUUAAGUUUUCCAUGGAUUGUUGCUGAUAUUCUAUCAUUGAAGAAGUACGAGCAAAUACAAAUCAAUUCCUUAAAGAGAAUAGAAUUAUCCCUGGAAAAGAGAAUGAAACAAUCGGAGAAAGAUCGAAUGAAAGGUUUAAGUGCUUACAAUGUUUGCGUUCAAUUGGUUGAACAAAAUAUACCCCGUAACCUGCAUUUAGAAUGGCUUGCUUUAUCUGGAAAUGGCAUCGUUCUACCUGGUGAUCACAAUCAGUAUUUGGGAAUGACAAGAGGGGACUUAAAACCAAUAAUCUCAACCAUACAGAGGCUUUCAAAUUCUACUAUCCCUAUAGAAAUCGAUACAUUUAGUGGAAAAUUAUGUUUUCCUUUUAAACUUGAAGAUGGUAUGGAUGGAUUGAUAAUAAUCAUUACAGAUGACAUGAUUAUAAAUAAAAGCAAAAUCGUCAAUAAAGUGCUCGAAAAAUAUUCAUUUCUAACAUCGGAUGUCCAGUUCCUUACUGAGGAAUUUCGGGAAAGUUUAACAGUAGAAACAUCCGGACAUGAAGAGAAGGAGCAAUUUAUCACGUCCGAAUCUAUGCUAUUGCCAAUCGAGUCUCGGAGUGCGAUUGAGUUCGCGACACCUUAUGUAGAAUUCAAAUUAAAGGAAAAGACUGGCGCAGACAUUUUUAUCUACUCUGUAGAGUUCAAGAAAUUUAUGGCUUUGAAACUAGAAGCAAUAGGCACGAAUCUCCAACUUGAGCAGGUCUAUAAGGCUCUAUAUGAUAUGUCGACAAAUUCUAUUGCUAAAGGCAUCACAUAUGCCAAAUUUGGACAAACGAUGCAUCAUAUAGAAAAACCUAAAUACCUUCCAAUUUUGGAAUCUCACAGUGGGACAAAUGAUGGAAACAAUUUUCAAAAAGCAUUCCAUUCACAGUGGAGAAAAAUCAGAAAUGAUUACAGGGAUGUUUUUCAUGGUGAUCUGGGCAUUGCUCUAGUAUUUGGAGCAUUUUAUGUUAUGGACAUUAAUGAAAAUCAUACGACAGUUUCAGAAUUGAAUGAUCAUUUGAGAAACUUUGAAGAGAGGCGUUGUCGUGGCUAUAAAAUGGGAUGUGUACCUUACUCUUUCUCGUUUCUACCUAUGUAUAAACAGACAGGAGACCUGAAGACAAUUCUCAAAACAAAUUUUGUCAAAAUCAAUACACAGAGAACAGUAAAAGUGAGAAUUGGUAACGAGGGUCUUUUCGAUUUCGAUGAACAUUUAAAUAUCCUGCGAUAUAAUGCUCCUGAAAUAAAAUGGUUCCUUGGUCAAAUAAUCCGCUUACAUUCACCCGACAAUUCUCAUGCAGAAUAUGGUGCUAGGUGCAAAAUUCUUUCGAAUAGGAAUUUGACGAAGAAAACCUUCAUGGAAAUGAAAGGAAACGAAUGGCUUCAACAUAGUACUAGACCUCUCAUACAGAGAACCGGGGAUGACUUUUCCGUACGUUCUGAUCGUGUUACCUAUAUAAGGGAAAAAGAAACAGCAAUAUACUCAAAUGUAGACUUAAAAUUAGAAAAUAAAGUCUGGCGUACAAUGCAAAUAGAAGUUUGUAGAGUGAAAGAGUACGAUAUUGACCAACUGACCCAUCGAUCCAAGAAAAUUUCGGAGAGGACAGAACUAGCAAUAAUACCGUACAUUCCUGAUAUUAGGUCCUCUGACGAUGAGAUAAACAAGUAUUCCGAUCAAUUGUGGGAAAUUGCUCUGUAUUUUGGAAGAAAAAUUUGA